Amphibalanus amphitrite is the source of this 1246-nucleotide messenger RNA. RefSeq names its product eukaryotic translation initiation factor 5A-like. The record is from RefSeq and is a predicted model, not a curated record. NCBI's taxonomy places the organism in Eukaryota, Metazoa, Arthropoda, Thecostraca, Balanomorpha, Balanidae. Gene Ontology annotation, biological process: positive regulation of translational elongation; positive regulation of translational termination. Gene Ontology annotation, molecular function: RNA binding; ribosome binding; translation elongation factor activity. The transcript has 5 exons. Bases 153 to 632 code for a protein of 159 amino acids.
AAAAUCCAAAAUAGCAUUGAUUGUCUUAUUUCAUCACUUGGUAUUGUAUUUCCGGUUAGUGACUCAGCUGGCUAGGGAACGCCUUGCGCAUGCGCGGUAGAGCUCUCUUAUCCCAGCUUGACACAUCGCUGGCCGUAUAAUCUCCCGCCAAAAUGGCCGAAAUUGAGCUUGAUAAUGAGUUUGAGGGCCAGGGAGACUCGGGUGCGUCCACGACGUACCCCAUGCAGUGCUCUGCGCUGCGCAAGAACGGCUUCGUCAUGCUGAAGGGCCGCCCGUGCAAGAUCGUCGAGAUGUCCACCUCCAAGACGGGCAAGCACGGCCACGCCAAGGUCCACAUGGUCGGACUGGACAUCUUCACCGGCAAGAAGAACGAGGAUAUCUGUCCUUCCACCCACAACAUGGACGUGCCGGUCGUCAAGCGUACUGACCUGCAGCUGAUCGAUAUCGAUGACGGCUUCUGCACUCUGAUGGACGACAAGGGUGAGACACGCGGUGACCUGCGCCUGCCCGAGGGCACCCUCGGACAGCAGAUCCAGAAGGACUUCGACGACGGCAAAGAGAUGCUGUGUACCGUAUUGAAGGCCUGCUCCGAAGAGGUUAUUAUCGCCAGCAAAGUCAACACCAACGCUUAAGCUGAGCUGAAGACCAGCAGAGGACUGCGGCAGGAGGCAGAGCGGCGGAGGAGCGGAGCGGGCGGACGGACAGUGGGCCGUGCGUGCAGUGACAUUCCCUGGGCGGCCGGACCGGCGUCCCCGGUGCAACUCGACACACUGUGACUGGACGGCGAAUACACGACUGAUUCCGACUGCGUGUGUGGCCACGGCUGCGAGUGACGGACGGCGCCGGCCGCGGCGGGCCAGUGAGACGGACGCGAGUGACGCUGACCGGGCUGAGCCGGCGCGUGAACGAGGGACGUGUCUGUGUGUGCGUGUGUCGGUCUGAGUGGGUGACGGGCGUGUGGGCGGUGGGAUGGGGUCUGUCGGAGGGCGCUGGGUGUCUGGUGACGCUGUGCAGAGGGUGGAUGGGAGUGGUACCGCUACCACCGACAGGUGCGGCGCUGGCCGCCAGGUGUCUGUGCUCUGUGGUGUGGCACCCCGCUCAUAGGUGGCUCUGGACUGCGGUGAUUGCACUAACGAACUGACACGCGCCGCGCCGUGCGGAACCGAGUUUCCUUUUUAGAAGUCUUACUAGCGUCUCGCCGGGCUGAACUUGGGAUGUUCACGGGUAAAUAUAAUGCGCCGUGUUG